AAAAAAAAAGAAAAAAAGAAGGCAAGAGAGAGAAAGAGAGAGAGAGAGAGAGAGAGGAAACAAAAAACUUCGCCCCAAAACGAAGAUAUAGAAUUCAAAGCCGAGAAAGAUUACAAAACCCAGCUAUUAUCAUUCACAUCACAUCAUAGAUACAUCCAUAGUCGUGUAUCUGCGAGCACCGAUACGUUUCGGAUUCGAUUUCGAUUUCGAUUUCAGUUCUGGCGAUUCAUGGAGCUGCAAAACACAGUGAAAGAAGCCCUAAACGCGCUGUACCACCACCCCGACGAUGCCGUUCGCAUGCAAGCCGAUCGGUGGCUUCAGGAGUUCCAGCGAACUCUCGAUGCCUGGCAGGUCUCUGAUAAUUUGCUCCAUGAUGCUAGUAGCAAUCAAGAAACAUUAAUCUUUUGUUCCCAAACCCUCAGAAGCAAGGUACAACGAGAUUUUGAAGAGUUGCCUUCGGAAGCAUUUCGCCCAUUACGCGAUUCUUUAACUAGCUUAUUAAAAACAUUUCACAAAGGCCCUCCAAAAGUUAGAACCCAGAUUAGUCUUGCCGUUGCUGCAUUGGCUGUUCACGUUCCAGCUCACGAUUGGGGUGAUGGUGGCAUUGUAAAUUGGCUUAGAGAUGAGUUGAAUUCUCAUCUUGAAUGCAUAGCAAGUUUUCUUGAACUUCUAAGAGUCCUGCCUGAGGAGGCAUUCAACUACAAGAUAGCAGCUCGUCCUGAUAGACGGCGCCAAUUUGAGAAGGAACUUGCCUCUGCAAUGGAAGUUGCUCUUAGUAUCUUGACUGCCUGUUUGAAUAUUAAUGAACUUAAGGAGCAGGUUCUUGAGGCAUUUGCUUCUUGGCUUCGUCUUAGGCAUAGGAUCGCUGCUUCUACGCUUGCUUCUCAUCCAUUGGUGCUAACAGCUCUUUCUAGCUUGAAUUCUGAUAUCCUUUCAGAGGCAUCUGUGAAUGUAAUUUCUGAAUUAAUACAUUAUACCGCAGCAAGAAACUCUGGUGGUUUUUCUGAGCAGAUGUUGCUAAUUCAAGUAAUUGUUCCUCAAGUUAUGAACCUAAAGGAACAGCUUCGAGAUUCUUCAAAGGAUGAGGAAGAUGUGAAGGCCAUUGCUCGUUUAUUUGCUGACAUGGGUGAUUCAUAUCUUGAGUUGAUUGCAAAUGGUUCAGAUGAGUCAAUGUUGAUAGUGCAUGCUUUGUUGGAAGUUGCUUCACACCCUGAAUAUGAUAUUGCUUCAAUGACAUUUAAUUUCUGGCACAAUCUUCAGAUUUAUUUAAUUGAAAGGGAUGCCUAUGUAUCAUUUGGUAAUGAAGCAUCAAUAGAAGCAGAGAGAAAUCGGAGACUGUUGGUUUUUCGUUCAUCAUAUGAAUCACUUGUUUCCUUGGUGAGCUUCAGAGUUCAAUAUCCCCAGGGUUAUGCUGAUCUUUCGAAAGAGGACAUUAAGGAAUUCAAACAAACUAGAUAUGAUGUUGCCGAUGUCUUAAUUGACGCAGCAUUGGUUUUAGGAGGUGAAGCAACACUGAAGAUUCUAUACAUGAAGCUUGUUCAGGCUGCAGGUAGAAAUGAUGAGCUUAGCCAUUGGCAUCCUGUGGAGGCUGCUUUAUAUUGUAUCCAGGCUAUAUCAGAUUAUGUUUCUCGCACGGAAGCAGAAGUAAUGCCCCAGGUUAUGUCUUUGCUUCCAGAACUCCCUCGUCAACCCCAACUCUUAACCACUGUGUGCUUAACAAUUGGAGCUUAUUCAAAAUGGCUUGAUGCUGUUCCUAGCGGACUCUCAUUCUUGCCUCCACUCAUUGAUAUUCUUGUGAAUGGCAUGAGUAUGUCUGAAGAUUCUGCUGCCGCUGCUGCUUUGGCUUUUAGACACAUCUGUAAUGACUGUGGGAAAAGGCUUUGUGGUUCUUUAGAUGGCCUUUUCCAUAUAUACCAAACGGCUGUGAUUGGGGAAGGUACCUUUAAGGUCUCUGCAGAAGACUCAUUGCAUCUUGUCGAAGCUUUAAGUGUGGUCAUCACUGAACUUCCUUCAGACCAUGCUAAGAAAGCCCUCGAGGUGUUGUGCUUGCCUGCAGUUUCUCCUUUACAGGAAAUUAUUAAUCAAGGUCCUUUGGUGUUGGGACAAACAACAGCCCGAGAGCUAACAGUUCAUAUUGAUCGACUUGCAAAUAUCUUCAGAUUUGUAAACCAUCCAGAGGCUGUUGCUGAUGCAAUUGAAAGGCUUUGGCCAAUAUUCAAAGCCAUCUUUGAUCUUCGUGCUUGGGAUAUGCGAACAAUGGAGUCUCUUUGUCGGGCUUGCAAAAAUGCUGUGAGAACUUCUAAAAGGUUCAUGGGAGUUACAAUUGGAGCAAUGCUAGAGGAGAUACAAGGCCUAUAUAGGCAACACCACCAGCCUUGUUUCCUUUACCUCUCUAGUGAAGUUAUAAAGAUAUUUGGGUCUGAUCCAUCUUGCGCUGACUACUUAAAAAUUUUGAUUGAAUCACUCUUCAGUCACACAAUAUGUCUGCUUACAAAAAUUCAGGAUUUCACUUCCAGACCUGACAUAGCAGAUGAUUGCUUUCUGUUGGCGUCAAGGUGUAUUCGUUAUUGUCCACAAUUAUUUUUCCCUUCAGCCGUAUUUCCUGCAUUAGUAGAAUGUUCUAUGAUUGGCAUCACAGUGCAGCACAGGGAGGCCUCCAACUCCAUAUUGACUUUCUUAUCUGAUAUGUUUGAUCUCACAAACACUAGUCAGGGAGAUAAAUAUCUACCAAUCAGGGACAGUGUAAUUAUUCCUCGAGGUGCCACCAUUGCCAGAAUUUUGGUUGCUUCUUUAACUGGAGCACUACCAAGUUCUCGACUAGAAACGGUAAUCUAUGCAUUACUAUCACUAACCCGAGCAUAUGGGUCGAGAGCUGUGGAUUGGGCCAAGGAUAGCAUUUCACUAAUUCCAUCAACUGCAGCAACAGAGGUGGAGAAGUCGAGAUUUUUGCAAGCAUUAUCAGAUGUGGCAUCCGGAGGCGAUAUUAAUCCCCUCACGGUUCCCAUUGAAGAGAUGUCGGAGGUCUGCCGCCGUAACAGAACAGUUCAGGAGAUAGUUCAAGGAGCCUUGAGGCCACUUGAGUUAAAUUUGGUAACUGUAUCUUAGACGGACAGUAAAUGAAAGCGGAGAUUUUGCUUCACCCGUGUCUGUCUGUCAUAGUUUAUUGGCUGUGUAUUUACCAUUUUAGCUGUUUAUUUCCAUUGAUUUGUCCGUGGGUCAUCAUUCGCCAAUUUUUCCAAGGGUGCGUAUGAUUGGGAGGUAUAGAAAUGUUGUAUCUUUGUGAAGAGAUGUAAGAUGGUUGAGCGGUUUUUUAAGUUAUCUUUUGGCAGAGAGAUGCGAGUCUGAGCGGUUUUUUAUUACUCUUAACCAAGAGAUUUGGGAUGUUAGUAUUCAGUCUUUUUGGGUUUUCUUUUCUGGGGAAGAAUGGCUUGGUAUAGAGUUGUAAAUUUGAUAUUUGAUGGUUUAAUUUAAGAACUCAGAAGCGUUUGUUUU
Messenger RNA from Diospyros lotus (date-plum), 3492 nucleotides. Its product is annotated as transportin MOS14. Gene Ontology annotation, biological process: protein import into nucleus. Gene Ontology annotation, molecular function: small GTPase binding. The record is from RefSeq and is a predicted model, not a curated record. The coding region runs from base 229 to 3105 and encodes 958 amino acids. The transcript is spliced from 27 exons. Gene Ontology annotation, cellular component: nuclear membrane; cytoplasm. NCBI's taxonomy places the organism in Eukaryota, Viridiplantae, Streptophyta, Magnoliopsida, Ericales, Ebenaceae.